AGUUGUCCUCCGGGAGAUCUCGUGAGACCUUUCAGUAGUAGACUGCAAGGCUAAGGUAAGCGAGGACACCGACCGCACCAUCAGCACGUCCUCCUUAAUUGUCGGUCCCUGCAGGACGACAACAAAUUGCCUCCAGCACCUUGACUGAAGCACUAGAACCUGUUCUGAAGUCAUGGGGAAUAUUUUCGGGAAUUUGCUGAAGAGCCUCAUAGGAAAGAAGGAGAUGAGGAUCUUGAUGGUGGGGCUGGACGCUGCUGGGAAAACGACAAUCCUUUACAAACUGAAACUGGGGGAAAUAGUCACCACCAUCCCUACAAUCGGAUUCAAUGUGGAGACGGUGGAGUACAAGAACAUCAGCUUCACUGUGUGGGACGUGGGCGGACAGGAUAAGAUCCGGCCCCUCUGGAGGCACUACUUCCAAAACACUCAGGGUCUGAUCUUUGUGGUGGACAGUAACGACAGGGAACGUGUGAACGAAGCUCGAGAGGAGCUGAUGAGGAUGCUGGCUGAGGAUGAGCUGAGAGAUGCAGUUCUCCUUGUGUUUGCAAAUAAGCAGGAUUUACCAAACGCCAUGAACGCCGCGGAGAUCACAGACAAGCUGGGCUUACACUCCCUCCGUCACCGCAACUGGUACAUCCAGGCCACAUGCGCUACCAGUGGCGACGGCCUCUAUGAGGGCCUUGACUGGCUGGCCAAUCAACUCAAGAACAAAAAGUAAGAGGGGGAGGGGCAAACCUGGAAAACACAGCCAGCAAGCCACCCGAUCCAGUGUUUUGUUUCCCCUGGGGAUAGAGGGUGAGGUUUUGGUGCAAGGAUUUUGAAUGGUAGGCGCAAAACAAGACCCUGGUUUUGAGGGAGACUUCAUUUUUGCUCCGUGCUCAGUGGUUAUUUAAAGAAAAAAAAAAAGGUUCAUAUCUAACCACAUACACUGAUUCACACUAAUCGUAAACAGUCACAGCAGACACUUGCUUUUGCUCCGUCCACCUCUCGUUCUUUGGUUCGGUGUGCUCCGUGUUAGUUUGUAGGUGCCGUGUCCAGUUUUCGUUUUCCGGCUGUGACUCAUUAAUCGUUGUCCUGUCCUGCAGGGUCACAGAGAUGUGUUACACAGCCACAUUUAUCUUUGCGGGUUCUGAUGGUUUGCUCUCCUUUCCGUUUUGUUAGCGUUGCUGAACACUUAGUCUUUGUGUCGAGAUGCGGAGGGAUUUUUCAUCACAAACAGCUAAAGAAACAAUUGUACUUGGCUUCAAACAUAAUCCCAUUAACUCAGGUCAACCUCUCUGUCCCUUCUGACAAAAAGCUUCCCCACAGCAUGAUGCUGCCACCACCAUGUUUCUUGGAGGGAAUGGCAGCACCCUCCACAUGCUAAACAAACAAAAUUUUACUGCCGUAUUUCGGGAAUAUUAUGGUACUGAACUCUAUUGAUCGCCAAUCAACUUUAACCAGCUUCCCAAAGUCCCUGCUGAAGAAAAGCCUCCCCACAGCAUGAUGCUGCCACCACCAUGUUUCAUGUUUUCCCAUUUCAAUUAGUCUUCUUUGGGAUGCCACUUAUUUAAGGAACUGUGGUUUACAUCACUGAACUGCACAGAGUAACUGCGUUUCAUCAUAUUUUCAAAGUUACUGAUAUUUAUUGAUACUCGAAACAAACAGUGGAGAAAAUUGUGGAAAUGAUAAUACUGUCAGCUUUGAGGGGUUUUAAAAAACAUUGAUUGAAAUUUAUCGAGAGAACGAAAUAUCUAAAUUUGUAUUACAAGAUAUUUGUUUUUAUCAUAAAUGAUUUGAUAAAUGUCCACCUAUAGUCCCCUAUAUGGAAAACAUUAAAACAGGAGAUGGUUUUCUUUCUUUGAGACUUUCUUCUUGCCUCUCUUUUAUAAAGAUCACAUCAUGUGGAGUUAGAAACUGCAGCAGCCCUGUGUCAGUUUCACUUUCUGUUUUCGUUGUUGCGUUGUCUGCGGAUUCAAACCAUCACAGCUGGCUCUGAUGGUUUCCUUGCAGGCAGGAGAGAAAUAAUAGCUCAUGAACAUUUCUCCCAUCAUGCUAAGGACACGUCCUCUUACUGCCACAUUAUGGAAAUCGUUUGAGAGCCAUGCUGUGUUAGUAGUUGUGGCAACCUGAAGCACUGAAACUGGACAUUUUAAAUAUUUAAACUUGUGCUACACGCUCUCAAUUACCUGACAUGGAUGCAGCCUUAUCAGCAGCCCUUCUUCAUUCAGAAAUCUGUACAUGAGGAGGCUGCUUGUCGGUUUUCUCUAACCUGUUCUUAUUGUCGCCACAGAAAUUGACUGAAGCUCUGCGAUCAGCAUGAGGUGCCAGCAUAUGCUUAUGUGUUGCUGAAGCUUACCUUCAGUUGUUACAAAAGUGCUUUAUAUAUCAAAAAUUACUUAAAAUAAACCUGACUUUGCAAUUUGGCACCUUGAAAUUGGGCCACUGUCUCUUUAAGAGGCUUUUCCAACACUCUAAUUUGUUGUCAUCCCAACAAAGCUCCUCCAUCUUGCUGCUUAAAACCAUUCUUAGGAGCGUUGGACUGAAAAGUAGGUCAUGUGGUGAACUCAGCAGACACGCUGUCCCACCAGGUGUUUGCUAAUUGUUGCUGCCGCUAGUCUGCAGGAGCUGAGUGGGGGAGUUGUGGAGGAGGGCUGCUGUGUGAGGUGGGACCUUGGCUCCAAGGGCAAGAUUUAUGGGAAAGAUGACACUUUGUGAGAACCAGUGUUUUACACAGCUGAAUGGUUGCUGCAGGAGAUUAAAGGAUUUCUCAAACAUGCAUGAAAGAAUCAAAACAACUCUCCAGGUAUGCUUUUGAUGAGGGAAUGACAUUACAAUAUGACAUAAAGUUUAAAAAAUGGCCUACUACCGCCCCUUUAAAGUGAGACACAGCUGCUUGUCCUCCUUCUAAUGCGUCUAAAUCAGCUCUCAAAUAGCACCAGCUUGUGUUUUUUUUGUUUUUGUUUCCCCUGUUGAUUCUGUCACUUAUAGCUCAACUACUGAAUGUGAAUAUUGUGAAGGUAUCUUCACCUGGCUGGAAUUAUAGAUAGUUAAUGUUCUGUUUGCAUAUUUAUUGAAAAGAGAGACGAUACGUCUCCACCUUCGUCUCUGACUGAUGAUGUCACGGCUGAAACCAGCAGAAUCCACAGAUUUUUAAUGUCUUGCAAAAGUAUUCACCUCCUCUGCAUUCUGCCACAUUGCAACAAGUGAACUUUAAUGUUUGUGGCUGGAUUUUUAGGUGAUCAACACACAAGGAAUUGCAUAAGCGUGAAGUGGUUUAAAUUAUUGCCUUGUUCUCCAGUCCAUUAUUUCAUCAGCUUUGACAAGUUGGCUUGUGUUUUAUGGAAAAAACAUUAUUGCCCAUGUUUCAAAGAUGGAGUUGUUGUGUGCAGUAUUAGUUGUCUGACACAUUCAGUGUUUUGCUUGUUAAGUUUUAAGCUCAUCUGACAGGAUCAGACUUUUAUUGUGAAGACAAAUUUCCUUCCAAUUUGCUGUUGUGCAUCACUUUGCGUUGGUCUGUCUCACCAUUUCCUGACAAAAUGUGUUGAAGUUUGUGAUUGUCAAAAUGAGCAAAUACCAAAAGUUAAAGUUCAAAGCCGUACGAAUACUUUUGCAAGGUGCUAAAUGUCAAUAAAAUGUUUUCCCUGUGCCAUACUCGGUCACAUCCCAUCAGCAGUGUCACCUACUGAACAUCCCCUGGCAUCUUAUCAGUACUUUUCUCAUAUCUAACGUGUUUUACGGUAGUGGAUCAAUUCAUUUUGGGGGUUCAUGUGGCCUUAUAGUUAAAUUUUUAAUUUGACUUGCACUUAUUUAUCUAUUUAAAGAAAAACAACCUGCUGUUUAUUAAUCAGCGCCCUCAAAAGCCAGAUUUUGCACUGCACUUCACAUUGAUAAGGCAAACAUUUCCUCACGAGGCGUUCUCUUUGUUUUGCUGUUUUACUGGAUUCAUGUUCAGUGGUUGGACUUCUUCUUUGGUUUUCAAAUAAACUUUCACGUAGACGGUGUCUGUAAAACAAUGGUAAUUAGUGUGGAAAAGAAUAUCUCCCUUCAUUUAUUCUUUACCAUUAUAGUUGCACAAGUAGAUUAAAAAAAAUAGUUCCAGUGCUGAAUGCAUGGAUACAUCUGUAUGUGAUGUAAGACAAGAUCCUGCUGUAUUAAAAAAAACGAAAUAAACUCAUUUAUUGUACAA
Molecule: messenger RNA, 4168 nt
Organism: Gambusia affinis (western mosquitofish)
Lineage: Eukaryota; Metazoa; Chordata; Actinopteri; Cyprinodontiformes; Poeciliidae
Product: ADP-ribosylation factor 3
Exons: 5
Coding region: 173-718 (181 amino acids)
Biological process (GO): intracellular protein transport; vesicle-mediated transport
Cellular component (GO): plasma membrane; cytoplasm
Molecular function (GO): GTP binding; GTPase activity
Source: RefSeq, a predicted model, not a curated record